UAAUGAAUCAGGAUGAUUUGUUUUUUUUGAAGGUGUUCCCCCUGGUCACUCGAUCGACGGAACGACUGGUGGAGAGUCUGGCCACAAAGGACCUGAACCAACCCGUGGACAUCAAACAAUUCUUUGGGCCAUACAGUUUGGACGUGGUGACCAGCGCGUCCUUUAGCGUUGACACCGACUCCAUCAACCGUCCGGAUGACCCCCUCGUUGCUCACCUCAAGAAGAUUAUGAACUUCAGAUUGUGGCCGAUAAUGUUACUGCUGCUUUUCCCUGCUAUGGCUAAGCUGUGCAAGUUGUUAAAGGUGGACUUGAUGCCCAAAGCCAGCACCGAUUUUUUCUUCAACAUCAUAAAGAAAUUUAAAGACCAGCAUCACACAGAGCAGUCGGUAAAUUUCCCAGCAUUCACGCAUACUUCCAACAUCUUUUUUUGGUCAUAACAUCACAACAUUAUCCAUGUACC
Molecule: messenger RNA, 460 nt
Organism: Hippocampus comes (tiger tail seahorse)
Lineage: Eukaryota; Metazoa; Chordata; Actinopteri; Syngnathiformes; Syngnathidae
Product: cytochrome P450 3A27-like
Exons: 3
Coding region: 3-437 (144 amino acids)
Molecular function (GO): steroid hydroxylase activity; iron ion binding; oxidoreductase activity, acting on paired donors, with incorporation or reduction of molecular oxygen
Source: RefSeq, a predicted model, not a curated record